GUCUUCUCUGUGUUGAGGGGUUGUGUUCUGGCGCGCGCGGGUCUUCGGGUCUAUGGACUUGCUGUUUACCGUUUCUCUGCUCGCAAGGAGAAGUAUAGGAAAGCUCUCUUAUUUUUAUGUAAUGUAUUCGCGCAAGGAGCCGUUCUAAACAAACAUCAGCUGGUUUGUGUAGUGCUGGGGUGUUUGGUUGGGUGGUGUGGUGUAAAAAGCCAAGAAGUUUGAUUGGGAGUUGUUUGCGAAACCUGGUUGGAGUAGGCUGUGGAGAGUACGCGCAAACGGAAAAUGAGCGCGCGAUUGCUGCGAUUUUCGGGGGUUCAGAGACUGGGAACGGACUCUUCAAACUGUUCUGAGAGUUGAACACGCGAAGCAGUCGAUCAAAACAGAGGAUCGAGGAGAGUUGCUCUUAAGCGGCUCCGGCAAGUUGGUGGUGAUUAAACAAAGACCCGGGAGUUCCUUGUGUGUGCGUUGAUUGAAUAGUGCUGCUGUGCUGAUCUUCUUCUGUUUGCCCGGCAGUGUGUGGUUUCGGACUUCUGUUUCGUGUGUUUAGGCGGCUUCGUCGGCAGUGAUAUUGUUUGCUCUCCAAGUGCUCGUGAGGCUUGUCUGAUUGGAUUGAAGUUCGCUUCCGUGUGAGUUCGUGAUAAGAUUUGAUUUCGCAGCGUUCCUCAACUACAGCAAGGUGUGAAUUUGCCUUGGAUUCAUUGAGAGAAAAAAUAAGGUUUACAUAUCUUAGCAGAGAGUGAGAAAAAAAAGUGAAAAAUCACAUCCAAGGCAAAAAUAGCAAAAAAAAAAUAAAAAAAGUUACGAAGGAGAAGAGAGAAAAAAAAAAACGAUAUUACCUCGCGCGAGUGCAGUAGUAAAGUGUUUGUGUAUGGGUGUAUAAAGAGUUUUUGCUUCUUACAACAAACAUUUGAAGUGAAACUUGUUUGCCCGCCCUCGUGUGUCCUCCACGUGUCUCACCUGGCCGGUCGGUCCGUGGAGCUGGAGGGCGAUCAUCAUCAUCGUCGCCGUCAUUGGGCUCGUCGAGAAUUGCUGGGUGCUUCGAUUUUGUGUGCUUUUCAGCGUCAAACGCCGCAACCCACCCCGCGAUAGACCGAAAGAAUACCGCCCCUUGAUGACGCAGCCUUCGACGUCGUCUCCGCUGUAGGACGUCACGAGACCUCGACGACCUUCCCGCAGCCAAAGGAAGAAGGGAGAAGAAGAAACAGAAGACAGUGCGUCGCGACGACCCCGAAGAGUUCAGGGUAAAAUGUUUCAACGAUGUGGCUUGGUUGGUUCGACGGGCAAAAGCACCGGCACCAGUUGUGUAUGUUAAACGACGACGACGACGACGGUGGGCUCCAGUUCCUCUGAGUGUUGUUUCGCUUGGGCUUGGGUGAAUCUACGAGGACAGGUCAUGCCAGCGCUGCGAUUGUUCGGCCGGAAAUGGUUAGCCGCGUCGGACGACCUUGUGUUUCCGUGCCUGUUCGAGAUCGUGUUCCGUAUCGUAUGGCUCGGGCUGAUAUCAUGCGUAACGUCGACGUACUGGAGCGUGACCGCGGAGUGCGAUGAGCAGGCCGGGCUGGCCGUGCGGAUCUACCUGGCCGGCACCCUAGUGUUAAUUAGUGUUAAUAUGGUUCUACUCGUGCUGCUGGUGAACCGCAGCGCCCAAGGUUGCAUUACCGAGGUGCAGAAACGCACCCUGGUGGCGCCCCUGCUGGUGGUUAAAAUUUUGCUAAUUUUGCCAGAAACCGGACUGAACGUCUUCGGCACCAUGUGGGCCUUCUGCGGAACCAUCGAGUGUAAGAGUGAAGACAAAAUAUCUCAAACUGUGAUUGAAGCAAUCGUACUAUUCAACUGGGUAGUGUUUGCGCUUAUUAUCUUCGGAUUAGCGAUAGUGUUUGAUCCGCUCGGGUCGGCCAAGUACAAGAACGGCCGCGACAGCAACGACAACGGUCCCACCGAGUCGGCCAUCCACCGGAAGGUCUCGAAGCUGUGGUUCCGCCGAUUUCGGUGGGCCUUUUGCUGCCUGCGGAAGGACGAGUUUGGCCACGAGGCGUUUACGCAGGUGGCAAGUUUGCUGAGCGCGCUGUUUCGGGGGACGGAUUUGGUUCCGUCGGACAUAAUGGCCGGGUGUGUGCUGCUGAGGGUGAGACAGAAGAGGGAAACGCGCGAGAUGCGCCGGAUACGGAUGCUGAACGACGAUGGACCGAGGUAUUCGACGGAUAUCACGCGGGUGUUUGCGACCUCGCCGGCGUGGAUGACGAUUAAGAACGCGAGGCACUUUUUGCGGUUCGCACUGGCCGCGUACGGUUGGCCGAUGGUGUGCUACAUGCACUGCUGCACCGGUCCGUACCGGUUGAUACCGAAGAUGACUUGCUGUGCGUGCUUCCGCCGAAAACCCCAAAUCAUCAUCGAUGACAAUUGCUGUUUGUGCCACGUGUCCGGCGUUCGGUACACUUCCCGCAUCCGGAGUGAGGACGUACUGCAUGCUUCUUUCAAGAAUCACGUGUUUGAGCUUCCAUUUUGCGUGCUGGCAGAUCACAGCACCAAGAGCAUCGUCAUUUCGAUUCGAGGCAGUCUGUCGAUGCGAGACGUGUUCACCGAUCUGGUGGCCAACGCCGAGCGAUUCGAGGCUCCCGGAAUGCCUCCGGAGUCGUCCGCCCAUCGUGGAAUGGUGGCCGGAGUGGAUUGCAUGCUGAAACGCCUUCGCGAAGGAAACAUGCUCGAGCGAAUCUGCAACAUGUACCCGGAGUACACGUUGGUGUUGACGGGACACAGUCUGGGCGCCGGGGUGGCCAUCUUGUUGGCGGCCAAGCUGCGUAGCCGGUUCCCGGAUCUGCGGGUGUACGCGUUCGCCACUCCAGCUGGUCUGUUGAGUCGGGAAGCUGCUCGGUACACCGAGGGGUACGCGUUCACCAUCGGCGUCGGGGACGAUUUCGUGAUGCGAUUGGGGGUGGAUUCGAUUGAAAAUCUGCGAACCAGUGUAAUCGAGACGAUACGAGCCUGCAAGCUGCCCAAGUGGCGAAUAAUGUUGAAUGGUUUCGGGUACGCCUUGUUUGGUGUACCGUCUCGUGAUUUGGAAACCACGUGGCACGACGUGACGGAAAUCACGAAAAAGGCCGGACAGAGUCCGCUGCUCAACGAGCGGCCGAUACAAACGGUGACUGCAGCGGUAAAUGCUCCACUCUCUUUUGAUUUUAUGUUAUUUCUAAAUGGAAGAUUAUUUCAGGAAAACGGAGUACUUUCCAGUGAAAUCUCCAAACGAAGAUUCGCCAAAACUCGAUUGUUUACCGGAGGAAGAAUCUUGCACAUUGUGAGGCGCAAAAAGACGGAGCUUGAAAAGAAAACCAACACCGGCGGUCCCACCUUCGAGAUGCGCUGGGCCACCGCUGAGGACUUUAUGGAGCUCAAGGUGAUGCCCCGGAUGCUGCUGGACCACCUGCCGGACAACGUGUUCCGCACGCUGACCAGGAUUCUCGAGGAGCAGAAAACUCACAACGGAUCGAUGCUCUCUUUGCAGGAGAUUUAGGGAGGAAGAAGAUGUGAAUAAAAGUGAACCCAACCGAAUAGAUGCCAAAAGUUAGGAAAACAAAACAGGAACAAAGAAUCGAACGUAACCCUCCAAUUGACAAAAAAACUAAAACAGUCCAUGAGUGCCUUAAGGAAACCUGUAAAUCUUGCCGUCUACACAUACAGUUAGGACUAGGAAAAGUUGUCGCGUUUAGCUAGUUAAGUGUACUGUUAGCCAAAACCAGAGAAAGCCCUAUCAAAUAGGAAAAUUAUUCAUACUUGUCUUCAUCAUAUAUCUAGAGAGAGAAAAAAAGAGGUAAACAGUGUUAGAGACUAAACAAAACUUGCUCACUUCCUACUUGUGUAUCGUUACGAGACAAAAGUAAACUAAACAACAACAAAAAAAAAACAUAACGAAGGGAUUUCAUCCAAAAAUCGGAAUCAUCCAAUUCCAUUUCCUUUACUCUAGAGACGUAAGUGCAACAACAGACACAAAAGCAUUCCAAUUUGAAUCUGAAUAGCUGAUAUUUUUUUUAUUUCGUCCCGGUAAGCAGAUUUUAAUUUAGUUUUUAAGAAGGGAAAGUGCGUUGAGCGAAAGUGCGAAAUGACAGGACAGGAUGGUAUUCAUUCCAAGUAUUGCGCUUUUCCACUGCUUCGUCUCGAAGGUUGAGAAGCGCUUUUUUAUUAUUUUAGAAAAAUAGGGGGGAAAUUUUAUUUGAUAUUGAAGAAACGAAAGAUAUACAAGUGGAAGA
Molecule: messenger RNA, 4241 nt
Organism: Culex pipiens pallens (northern house mosquito)
Lineage: Eukaryota; Metazoa; Arthropoda; Insecta; Diptera; Culicidae
Product: diacylglycerol lipase-beta-like
Exons: 10
Coding region: 1394-3508 (704 amino acids)
Biological process (GO): lipid metabolic process
Source: RefSeq, a predicted model, not a curated record